AUGGUCAAGUGCUGGCGCUUGCGCGCGCGUAUUUUGCUAGUGCUGCGUUCGAUCCAGUGCGAGAUUUCCAGCAACGAGGGUUCCUUGAACUGUUUAAAUCAAGUGUGCACACGUAACAGUGUCCGAAAUGUGGUGCACGUGUUUUCGGACUAUGUGGAGAGAACGCGCCGUGCAGCAGGAGGCAAGGUGGAGAGAGUGAGGACACGAGUGCUCGAGCAAGGCUUUGGAGCUGCGAUUCGCUGCUGUGUAAAGCUUGAUGAAUAUUCGCUGGCGUUGCAUUGUUAUGAAGUGAUGGAAAGCACACGAGAGAGGCUCGGUUGUGCUGGGACGACUUACCGGUGGACGACGCGAUCGACGAAGCUGCAGAGAGGGUUGGCAUCGUGGAUGAAGUGCUGCUAG
This is a messenger RNA of Peronospora matthiolae, 399 nucleotides long. The record is from the annotation of a GenBank genome assembly. Lineage: Eukaryota; Oomycota; Peronosporomycetes; Peronosporales; Peronosporaceae.